UAAAGCGCAUUUCUAGCAGGUCUGGUUACCGUUGUGUCAACCAGUUAAAGCGUGCUUUUAUAGUUAAAUCUUGUUCUAUCUGUGAGCAUAACAGAUAGCUUUACCCGUGUUAACCAAGACGUAUCUUUGAACACACACUAUAUUUUACAUAUUGAUAUAAAUUAUCAACAAGGAAGAAGAAAACUGACAGUUUUGUCUUAUGUAAGAAGGCGGAUAAAUUACUGUUCUCUUUGGGAUUCAAAUGCACGUUUUCACAUUUUGUUAAGCUGAUAUUUCCUGAAGUGAAGUGUACACUUAAUACAAGGAAGUAUAUAGGAAUCAGAGGCGUAUGGAAUAAAAUGUCAUGAAAACUGCUUGAAGUUUAAUGUGUCGAAUAUUGGUUUUAAAUAUUAAAAGGCAUGUGAAAUGACACUGAGGACUAUUUCGGAAAAUCAGUUAUACAUACAGUGUGGACAUGAGUGUUACCGCUGACGUCAUGAACUGGUCGAGCGCCUCCUACAGACUCGAUGAAUUAGAGCGGAAGUUCUCAUUCCCGUGCGUCGUGCGACUCGCCGAAGGCUUUUGCUCCGACAGUGAAUCGGAAGGGUUCUCUAAAGAUGACAUCAUCGGAAUAGACAGCAAGUUGGUUUUACACAAGGUAGCAGCACACUUCUCGAAAAGGCUAUCUGGCAUACGACCGACUAAAAGCGAGUAUGAUUUCGGGUAUAAGCGCUUAAGCGAAGAGAUUUUGGUUCCCUUAAAUUACAAGGGAAAGGCGAAAGUCCAGACAUGCACUGGGAAGACGUAUACGACAGUUACAGGUCUAAUUGCCGACUUUCCGCGCUUUGCGAAGAUCUGCAGGACACUGAAAGCAUACUCGGCUGACGAUCAGCCGAUGGACUUACCCGGAGGAACAACAAUUGAACUGGACCGUAUCUUACCAGGAAGGGACACAAAACCGGACGUUUUGUGCAUUAAAUUUAACGUUUCCGGUAAGCCGACGUACGCCAAGGUGGCCGUUACUGAACGCGCUGAGAUCCGAUGCGAGUCGGAUGAGACUGAGUAUACGAUAAAAGAAGUCAUUGACAGAUUCAAAAUGCCGCAAAUCGUGAAAUUCGUUGACGAUGAUAUUCGCAAGGUUUACACACAAGACUUGGUGGAGGGCAUUGAAAACAUGCGGACAAUCACAGAAACGCUACAACUGAAUCGACUGGUUACCCAAAACGUCCUCGUUGGUCAUUACAAGGCCGUAGAAGGGAUGGAGACAGUCGACACAGACAGUUACAGAAAGCGUACACUGGUAGUCCUGCCCUUGGACCAUCCGGAUAUCCGUGAAAUUGAGGUGAACGUUUUGGAGGACGACGGCGAUAUUUCAGAAAUCUAUGAGAAAGUGUUUAAUGUUUCCAACAUCUCGAGUUCGCACGAAGUUGUGGAUACAAUAUACGUCGAGUUCUGUAAAGAUACUCCUUCUCCAAAAAUGUUCAAGCUUGAUACGCCGGUUACAGCCCAUCACAAGCCAACUGUUCCAGAAGAAGUGCCACCAAGGCCUCCGCCGCGACCCGGACAACCUGGUCUCUCGUCAGGUGCGCCCCAAGAAGUACGUCGAAAAGCCAACCGUGUUGAAAAACGAACUGUCCAACCCCCAGUUAUUGAGAAGGAUGACCAACCACCCGCGUUGCCAUCCAGGAAUCCACAGAAACCUAAAACUGAUGAUAAAUCUGCAGAAAUAACAGGUACUUACUACAACUCUCAGCAACCGAUAGUCCACGAAAGUGCGCCUGUUAAGGCUGAUGACUACGAAAUACCGGAGGAACCGAAACACGCUCCAAACUUGUCAAAGGAGCAGCCUGCACACGUGGUAUCGCCCCCUGGUUUUGACCUUGCCUCCAUGUAUUCUUCUACUAGUGAUGCCUAUAAUUUCAAAGAAGGAAAAGAGAAAGCGCACAAAGGGAUAUUCAAGCAAGUCGCAAAUUUUGUGAGAAAAAAAGAAACAUCCCCAGUAAAGCCAAUGACAGCCAACGAAACACCUAAUAAUCGCCAAGACUAUGAUGAUAAUUGCGUGCAUUACGACGAGGUUAAAGAAGAGGACAUGCUAGAUAAGAAGACGGGCCUGAAGAAGGGCGCCGCAAAGGCUGCUGCGAAUACUGCCAUUGUCAAACCGAUGACAUCGAAGGGUUCAAUGGCGCAGAGUAGCCAAUCAAAAGUAAAGCCGUUCAUCGAGCUUAACUGCAGCGAACUCGUUGAAAGAUUGAAUCUGUGUAAGAUGUAUGCCUUGGCGAAGGAAUGUGAGGAAGGCCGAUUAGACGGCGGGUUCUUCAAGUCUCUUACAUCUAGCGAUCUGGAAUCGGCACUUCAUUUGCAGAAACUAGAUGUAUUGAAGCUUUUACAAAUGAGGGACAAAAAUUGGAUUCCCAAUGACUGAAAUUAGUAUUGCGAAACUUUGAGUACAGUCAAAUUUAGAGUCGGUAUUGAUUAGCUACAAGUCUAUGUACCGCUUUUUAUAAUCCAGACAUAAAACAGUGAGCAUAGAGUUGAUUCGUAAAAAGACUAAAUGUAGCGCAUAUACAAAGUAUUAAUAUUCCCAUAAUUUGUUACUUUGAUUAAAUCAACUAAUUAGGCAA
Messenger RNA from Dreissena polymorpha, 2600 nucleotides. RefSeq lists its product as uncharacterized. NCBI's taxonomy places the organism in Eukaryota, Metazoa, Mollusca, Bivalvia, Myida, Dreissenidae. The transcript has 11 exons. The record is from RefSeq and is a predicted model, not a curated record. Bases 455 to 2401 code for a protein of 648 amino acids.